AAAUAACUGGACUAUAAAUGCCAUGUUAUUCAAGGAGAGGGCUCAACCUUCUUUGUCAAACAUUCAUUGUCAUUCAUUUUCUUUCUUGUCGUUCAUUCAUUAAUCAAGUCACUCAUUUAUCAUGGCCAUGCGCCUCAAAGGCAUCUUCGCCCUCUUGGGCAUAGCGGCCACUACAUCUGCCAUUGGUCUUCACAAGGCGGUGGACGGUCUGCUACAAGUCACUCCUUCCUUUACUGGCGAUGAUAUAGCAUUGCAUCCUGGGUUGAACCCCAGCCACAAUCCGCUUGACCUGGAGCAUCUCUCUGCAGGCCUGGAGAAGGUCCUGCAUUACAGCCAAGAGGGCCAUCGUCCCGCGCUUCAUGGGGCAAAACACGCUUCCCUUGAGGCGAAAUUUGUCCGGAAUACGGUUGUCUUAGAUCAGUCCGAUCUCGUCAGUAGCGUUACCUGUGAUGACAAUGACAUGCACAUCUGCUUCAACAACCCCCUUGCAAUGGCGACAGUUGAGGCCUCUUGGUUGAUCCAAGGUGGAAUCAACCUGGCAACUUACCAUCAAGGCUGUGGAGAUGAGAUCUCGGGGAAGCGUAGCUUCUUCCAUGCGACUCAGCCCUCCAUCAAUCUAGCGGACAUGUGCAUUGUGAUGUCAGUUACUCCUAUCCAGGAGUCAGAUGCCUUGGACUCGGGUGUCCUAACCUGGGGUACAUACAAAGACCCACAGCAGAGAAAGAGAUCCCCUACCAAGGGCCACGUUCGUGUCACCAAGCCAGCCUACUCUUCCAACGGAGGCAGGCCCGAUUCCCCAGCAGCGCGCAAUGUGUCCGAUAGAUAUGCCAGCAAUGCCACUAUGGAUGUCGCGUUAAACCCUUGGGCAUUGAAGAACUUUUUCAACAGCUCUGAUAUCGAUACGACACAUAUGGGUGAGAAGAUUGACCCCAUGAACUUUGUAGAUAUGGAAGAUCUUGACGUCCCCGAGUCACCUACAAACAUGACUCGACGGUCAACCACGCGUCUUCGUGCUGAAAGAACCAAGAGAACUAUGACCGAAGUUUCAAAACGCUCUUCAAACGCGCUUGCUAGACGAGAUAUUUUCUCUGAUAUUUGGAAUGGCCUCAAAGAUCUAGGACGGCGAAUUGGGAAUUUUUUCAGGAGUGCAGCCACCUUCAUUAAAAAGGCUGGCGACGCGCUUAUUGAGAUCGCAGUCAUCACUGCAAAGCUGGUGCUAGUGCCUUUCGGUGUCCCAUUUGACCACACAUAUCACAACGAUAUCAAGAUCGAUGAAUACCUCAAGAGCAAUAUUGGAAACCGGCCACCAGAAAUAUUCGGCAUCAAAGAUGGUUUCAAGCUCGCCAGCUCUGACAACUACAACAAUCCAACCGAGUUCCACUGGACGGUACAGUGCGCGAAAUGUGGUGUCCACGUCAACAUCGACAUAGAUGGCCGGUUAGCAUUCAGCAUCAAAAGCGGUAUCACGGAAGGGAGUAUCUCGUUUGUCAACAACGAUCCUUUGACCCUGGAUGCUCAGUUUGGAAUAAGCGCAGACGCCUCAAAGAGCGCAUCCAAGAGCAAAUCGAAGACUAUCAAGGCAAAGAAGACAAAGGAUCUCAAAAGCAUUCCCUUCGGUGGCUUAGCCAUUCCGGGCAUUCUCAAUCUGGGCCCUCAGGUGACCUUCGGGGUAGCAGUCGGCCUUGAGGCUUCUGGCAAGGUCGAAAUACUGGCUGGAGGCAGUGUCUCUAUUGGAGCAGGACACGCCAUCGCCAGCUUGAGAGGCAAAAAUGAAGUCAAAGGGUUUGAGCCAAGUUUCGAUCCCGUAUUUCGUGCAAAGGGUGAAUUCUCCCUUACUGGUGAUAUUGGGUUGCCCGUGGCGCUUGAAGUUGGACUCACCGUUCUUGAUGGGAAGUUCAAGGAAACUGUCGGGCUGGUCAACACCCCGUCCGUCUAUGUGAAGGCAACUGCAAAUUUGGAACUCCAAGCACGUGAAGAAAGUAUGGAUCUACAGACCCGCGACGAGAGCACUUGUAAGAACGGUGUUCAGUUGAAGGUUGGUGCGAAGAAUCGCAUCCACGUUGCGGGAUUCGACGUGCUCGAAUACGAGAUCGCCAAUAUCCCAAUUUUCGAAAAGGACCUUGGCUGUGUCAACGCGGACGGAUUCAAUCCUGGAACUGAAAAACCAGCAGAUGGGCUUAUCAAGGAGGUUACCGACAAGAGCGGCGACUCUGGAGCAGGAAAGCCUUACAUUGCCGAUGCCACUCAAAACUUUAAGAAGGUUGAAGGUGCUCAAGGUUUCAAGAUUGUUAUGGCCGCUGACAGUGGAAGUAUUAUGGUUACUGGAACCAACGGCGGUCUCUACCUGGUUGACAAGGACGAAGGAUACGAUGUCAGUGCCCCAUGGGGCACUCUUGACACCAAAGCCAAGCCACUGACACUUGAUGUCUUUGGACGAGUUCUGUCAUACAAGCUUCUGAAGUCUUAUGACAAGAAUUAUUAUCUCGGCCAGAACGCUCCGAUGCUGGCCGAUCUUAUGGUGUCAGAUCCACAGAGUGUUCCUGUGGGGUACAAAGCUACGGCGAUGAAAGAGUUGGAAACAUCCGAAUCUAGGAAGACAUAUGGUAUACCCUUGGUCUAUGACAACGCUUUGAAGGCCAUCACCAAGCCCGUUUACUAUCCCACUGCUUGCAAAACUCCCCUGGGAACAAUUAUUAUUGCAACUCGCGAAAUUAUCACCAAGGAUGGGCAGGUCCAGUCGAUUUGGAGCCCUAACUCAAAAUUCGGACCGAGAAUGGACCGUGAGCUCAUGGACCAUUACGGUCUUUACAGAAAGGAUUGCAAGACAAUUCAGUUGAUUGCAAACUAGGUCGGGCACAUGCAUGUAUCUCAGCUAGUUGUGUUGAAUAUAAACAUAAUAUUAAUUACCUCAGUAUAAUAAUCAAUGAUGAGACAGAUAUAGCUAUCGUAUCACGAUUUAUUAAUACAAGUU
This is a messenger RNA of Penicillium brasilianum, 2971 nucleotides long. The record is from the annotation of a GenBank genome assembly. Lineage: Eukaryota; Fungi; Ascomycota; Eurotiomycetes; Eurotiales; Aspergillaceae.